This is a messenger RNA of Drosophila hydei, 2175 nucleotides long. RefSeq names its product kinesin-like protein Klp59C (gene Klp59C). Bases 178 to 2031 code for a protein of 617 amino acids. The transcript has a single exon. Gene Ontology annotation, molecular function: ATP binding; microtubule binding; microtubule motor activity. Gene Ontology annotation, biological process: microtubule-based movement. Lineage: Eukaryota; Metazoa; Arthropoda; Insecta; Diptera; Drosophilidae. The record is from RefSeq and is a predicted model, not a curated record.
GUCUACAAGUAACUUUUCGGACUAGUUUUUUGUCAAAAAAGGCAAUAUUAAAAUUUCCUUCAUAUUUCAGUUGCUGAAUUGUUCAGAAAUUAUUUGCACGCACACAUCUGUAUCUUUCACCAACAACUUUGUUGUAAAAAUCAAAAUUUUUUGAGCACCGUCACAAGGGUUUCGGUCAUGGAUUUCCUAUCCAUAAAUCAGCAGGUGUACAUACGUCGCUCCGAUGGCCGGAUCCAUCAGGCUGGCAUCAUCAAACUGGACGGGAGCUCCAACAAAAUUGUGACUGUGGAGUGGAUCGAGGGGAACGUAACGCGCGGCAAGGAGGUGCCGCUCAAUACGAUAAUCAAGCUCAAUCCGCAAAUUUACCAUUCGUCUUCGAUAACACGAGCAGUAAAAACCAAUACAUUGGCGUCCAUACCGCCGCGGCCGACUCAUGCACAGGCCAACUCCCAGGGCCCUAAUGGAUUAGUGGUACCACGACAACGAAUAACCAUUUGCAAAAUGCCCGCGAAGGCACCGACUAUAACCGAUUCUACCAAGGCUGAUGUUGUCGUAGAGAUUGAGCGACUUCGUGCCAAGCGCGAACUACGCCGCCAGCUGCAUGAUGAGACGCGUGCGUUACGUCAGUCGUUCAAAGACGCAGAUCCCAACAAUCCGAACUGGGAAAUAGCACGCAUGUUACGCAUGCAUAGACUGCAAAUGCACUUCCAGCCGCCGGAGAGCUUUGCAUGCACUCCGAUCAAGCAGCAUCAAAUAUUGGUGUGUGUGCGCAAGCGUCCGCUGAACCGACGGGAGCUGAAUAGUUACGAGGUGGACGUGAUUAGUGUGCCCAACACGGAGCUGUUGGUUGUUCAUGAGCCGCGGAAACAGGUCAACCUGACCAAGUUCUUGGUGCAUCACAACUUUCGCUUUGACUACACUUUCGACGAUGACUGCAGCAAUGCCCAGGUCUAUGAGCGGACAGCAAGGCCGCUGGUUCGACACAUCUUCGAGGGGGGCAUGGCCACCUGCUUCGCCUACGGCCAGACAGGCAGUGGCAAGACUCACACCAUGGGCGGCGAAUUCACGGGCAAACAACAGAAUAGUCGCGAUGGCAUCUAUGCCCUCGCUGCCGGCGAUGUUUUCCAAUACCUGCAUCAGUCAAAAUAUGCUCAUUUGGGUCUCAGCGUGAGCUGCAGCUUCUUCGAGCUGUAUGGCACCCGGUUGUACGAUCUUCUGAUGGCUGGCAAGCCGCAACUGCGAGUGCUGGAGGAUGGCAAGCAGAAGGUGCAAGUGGUGGGCCUCACCGAGAAACCAGUGGACAAUACUGAUGACGUACUGAAGUUACUGGACCUGGGGAAUAGUGUGCGCACCUCCGGCCAGACCUCAGCCAACUCCAAGUCAUCUCGUUCGCAUGCCGUCUUUCAGAUAGUGCUGCGCGUUGACUCAACGCAUCAGUUGCAUGGCAAAUUCUCGCUUAUCGAUUUGGCGGGCAAUGAGCGCGGCGCAGACAAUAGCAGCUCGAAUCGCCUAACGCGGCUGGAGGGCGCUGAGAUCAACAAGUCCCUGCUGGCGCUUAAGGAGUGCAUUCGGGCCUUGGGUCGUCAGUCGACACAUUUGCCUUUUCGCGGUUCCAAGCUGACCCAGGUGCUGCGCGACUCGUUUAUUGGCGGCAAAAAAGUGAGGACUUGCAUGAUAGCCAUGAUCUCGCCCAGUCUACGGUCUAUGGAACAUACGCUGAAUACGCUACGCUAUGCCGAUCGUGUCAAAGAGCUGACGGUACACUCCCUGGUCAAGGAGGGACUGGAACCCGUGCUCGAUAUGAAUCUAGGUCAAAGUAACUCGUUGCCAGACAUUAAGAACCAAGAAAAUCAACUGAGUGGAUUCUCCUCAAACGCCUCAUUACCUGGCAUUGACAACCAUGCUAACCAUGUGCACAGCAUCUGGAAUGCUUAUACGGUCGGCACGGCCCUGGAGGACGAAAAUCUAGCGUACUUCAAUGAGGCCACCGACAACUAUGAUCAACAUGUUCCAAGCACAGAAGCGACAUAGUCUAAUAUUCGAAAUAGCACAAGUAAAAUAUUAAGCAUUCGAAUGGAAUCCGAUGGUGCGACUCAGAGACAAAAACAAAUACUCAGAAAAAACCAAAAUUUGGCAUAACGGUAAAUAAAGUGGAGCUUUUUUAUGUUUCUACUG